Messenger RNA from Phycomyces blakesleeanus NRRL 1555(-), 444 nucleotides. RefSeq lists its product as hypothetical. Lineage: Eukaryota; Fungi; Mucoromycota; Mucoromycetes; Mucorales; Phycomycetaceae. Gene Ontology annotation, molecular function: dynein intermediate chain binding; dynein light intermediate chain binding. Gene Ontology annotation, biological process: microtubule-based process; cilium assembly. Gene Ontology annotation, cellular component: cytoplasmic dynein complex. The transcript is spliced from 4 exons. The coding region runs from base 63 to 332 and encodes 89 amino acids. The record is from RefSeq and is a predicted model, not a curated record.
CUUUUUUCUUCUUCUUCUUUCAUCUUUACUAUACGACAUUUACUGUCGAAAGAUAUUCAAGAAUGUCAGAUAGCAAGGCAGUCAUCAAGAGUGCUGACAUGAGCGAGGAGAUGCAGCAGGAGGCCAUUGACUGCAGUACACAGGCUUUGGAAAAGUACAACAUCGAAAAGGAUAUUGCUGCUCAUAUCAAACGCGAAUUUGACAAAAAAUACGGACCUACAUGGCACUGUGUUGUCGGUCGUAACUUUGGUAGCUUUGUGACUCACGAAUCUAAGCAUUUCAUCUACUUUUACCACGGCCAAAUUGCUAUCCUCUUGUUCAAGUCUGCAUAAACUUUAAACUAAACUAAAAUCAAACAAAUCAAACAAAAAAAAGCAAGAAGACAUGAAGCAAAUACACCACGAUACCAUAUUAUCAAUAAUCUACAUUUUAACUACAAACAAG